CGCUUGCAGCUUCAGACAUUUGGGGAAUCCUGAAACAAGUUGUUCCCACAAAGAGCCAUUGCCGACUUAGUGUAAGUAGACUCUGAAUGAACAGAGGACACAUAAACUUUUCACUAAGAGCCUUGAUAUUCCUGCCCUUCUGUGUGCGCUCCUUCAUGUCUUUCGCUGUGGACACUGACUGCGCUUGCUGAACACCGUGAGACUCAAGAUUAUGGACAUAGAGAUGCUGUAGAGUCCGAUACGCUGCAUGUACCCUUGACUUGCUGACUGAAGGCGCGCAGCGGACUGAUCGCCGAGCCGGGACCGGGACCGGGUCCGAGAGACACUCACUGCUGGGGAGCGCCAGAAGCGUUGGUGUGGCCCCCAUGGACCUGCGUGUAGGUGAGCGUCUGGUGCGCCCAGGUUCGGACACGGCCUUCCUGUCCCCUCUGCACCCCCCUCUGCUGAUCAACCCCUUUAAUCCUCAGCACUGUUCCCAGUACAGCCAGCAGCAGCUGCAGCGCAUACAGCCAUAUAACAUGGAUCAGCAUCUACGAGACCAGGACAUAGCGAAACAACAGCUACAGCAACUUAAAAACAAGGACAAGAGUCAACAGAGUGCUGUGGCCAGUGCGCUGGUGAAGCAGAAGCUGGCGCAGGUGAUUCUGAAGAAGCAGAAGGCGGUGCUAGAGAGGACCAGCUCCAACCCUCUGAGCAGCCCGUCCGUCGCCUACCGGGAGCUGGUUCCUGAUCCCAGCUCUUGUGUGCAGCCGCUCCUGUCCUCCACCACACCAGCUCUCAGCGAAGGGCCCGACGAUCCACCCCUGAGACGAGCAACCUCAGAGCCCAACCUGAAGGUGAAGCAUAAAUUAAAGAAGCACCUGAACACCCGUAAGAGCCCGCUGACCCGCAAAGAGAGCGCGCCGCCGGCCGUCAAACACCGCGUCCCUGACACACUGGAUUCGUCCCCCAGCAGCAGCAGCACUCCAGUGUCCGGCUGCAGCUCUCCGAACGACAGUCUGCCCCAUGAGAACGGAGCGCUGCCCGCCUCCAGCCUGGCCCAUGAGGCUCAGAGGCUGCUGUUGCAGGACGGCUCUUUAGCUCACUUCACAGUGCAGAAUCCCUCCAGUCUCCCCACCAUCACACUGGGCCUCCCCGCCAACACCAAGGCGGAGGGGGAGCGGGGCUCGCUGAAGCUGGGUCGUGGGCUGGUCCCGGGCGCGUCUCCGAUGCUGGUUCCUCUGGGUGUGGAAGAGCAGAGCGGGCCGCUCAUACAGCCCAUCCUCAUCCUGGAGCCCUCUGGACUCAUACACACCCCUCUCCUGGCCGCAAACAAUUAUGGGACAUCAGAAAAAAAUAUACACUACCAUUCAAAAGUUUGGGUUCCAGGUCUGGGUCCGGUUCCCCUUCAGUUCAGUGCGUCUGGUCCUCACAAGCCUCUGAGCCGGACCCGCUCCGAGCCGCUGCCCCAGAGUCCCCGUGCGCUCCACCCUCACCUGCUCCAGCAGCAGACGCACAGCGCUCAGAUCCUGGAGAGACUCAAGCAGCAGACGCACCUGGGCAAGCUCAUGUCGAAGUCCAGCGAGAAGCCUCGUCUCCGGCAGAUCCCGUCAGAGGACAUGGACUCAGAGGAGGUGGGGCCAUCAGCGGGCGACGCCCACCAGGGCAGGGUGAGGGCGGAGUCUCAGAGAGAGCUGGAGAGUCAAGAGGAGCAGCUCAACCUGCAACACACCCUCAUUCUCAACCAGUCACGUCUGUGGGAGACACAGAAGCAACUGCAGCAGCUGCGCAGACAGACGGCUCACAUGGAGACACUGGCGGUACCCAUGAUCCUCGGCGCCGCGCACCGGCCGCUCUCUCGUACGCAGUCGUCUCCAGCCUCCACCUCGCUAACGCUGCCGGACAAAGCCUUGUCUCUCACCACGGCACCGGAGCCGCCCCAGAGCCAGCCGCGCUUCACCACGGGUCUGGUGUAUGACUCCCAAAUGCUGAAGCACCAGUGUACGUGUGGAGACAACAGCAGCCACCCAGAGCAUGCUGGGAGAAUCCAGAGCAUCUGGUCACGCUUGCAGGAGAGGGGCCUCAGGGGCCAGUGCGAGAGUAUUCGGGGAAGGAAGGCCACUCUGGAGGAGUUACAGUCUGUCCACACCGAGCGUCACGUUCUGCUGUAUGGCACCAAUCCACUCAACCGCCUCAAACUGGACAAUCGCAAGCUGGCCGGCAUACUGUCACAGCGGAUGUUCGUCAUGCUGCCCUGUGGGGGAGUCGGGGUGGACAACGACACCAUCUGGAACGAGAUGCACACGUCUACAGCGUCCCGCUUGGCGGCCGGGAGCGUGACGGAGCUGGUCUACAGAGUGGCUAAAGGAGAGCUCAAGAACGGCUUUGCUGUGGUCAGGCCACCAGGACAUCACGCAGACCCGUCAAACCCCAUGGGUUUUUGUUUCUUCAACUCGGUGGCGAUCGCUGCUAAGCAGCUCCAGCAGAAGCUCAGCGUCAGUAAAAUCCUCAUCGUUGAUUGGGAUGUUCAUCAUGGCAACGGCACCCAGGAAAUCUUCUACAAUGAUCCCAGCGUCCUCUACAUCUCUCUCCAUCGCUAUGAUGAUGGAAACUUCUUCCCCGGAAGCGGUGGACCAGCAGAGGUGGGUUCUGGUGUCGGUGAGGGUUUCAACGUUAAUGUGGCAUGGACCGGUGGUCUGGAUCCUCCCAUGGGCGACGCUGAGUACCUGGCUGCCUUCAGGACGGUGGUGAUGCCCAUUGCUCAGGAGUUUUCCCCGGACGUCGUGUUGGUUUCUUCAGGGUUUGACGCCGUGGAAGGACACCCUGCUCCUUUGGGAGGAUAUAAAGUCACUGCUAAAUGUUUCGGCUUUUUGACUCGGCAGUUGAUGACGUUAGCAGGAGGACGCGUGGUUCUAGCAUUAGAGGGGGGUCACGACCUCACAGCCAUAUGUGAUGCUUCUGAGGCCUGUGUCAGCGCUCUGCUGGGACUCGAGGAGCCUCUUCCUGAGUCGACUCUCCUGCAGACGCCCAAUGCCAACGCAGUGCUUUCACUGCAGAGAGUGCUGCAAAUACAGAGUCAGUAUUGGUCGUCACUGAAGCCUCUGAUGGACAAAGUGGGGAUGUCGUUUCUGAGUGCCCAGAGGAAAGACUGUGAGGAAACGGACACAGUGAAUGCGAUGGCAUCCCUCUCCGUAGGGGUCCUGGCCAACAAAAUCCCUGUUGAUGAACCCAUGGAGCAUGACUAAGACUGCCUUUAAACCAGGUCUUUACACGUCUGAAAGCUGUCCAGUACCAAAUGGCGCUCCACACCAUGUGAACAAGCCGUGCCUCAAGACCAGCAGUGCCUCAGGGGCGUGGCUUCCUCAUCACGGCCCCUCCCCCAAGACACCACCUCAACACUGACCACCAGCGAGACGCGGCUAAGCUAACAACCCGCAGCCACAGUUCUGCCGGGGCUCUGGGAUCCAUGGCAUCUUUUCCAUUCACGUACCGCACAAACACACUAGGACACAUAAAACCGCUUUGUGCAUUAGUGUGUUUUUAACAUUCACUAAAAGAAUGCACUCCAGCCAUGGAAUAUUCACCUCCAGUGCCUCAAAAGAGACUAUUUACUUUUGGACUAAGCUGGAGAUGCGAAAGCAGAUUUGCAGGUGCGGUUGAGGAUUAUUUCACCUUUUUAAAAGGCAGCCCACUUUACUACCCCUGACAAGCAAACUGUGCUGGGAGAAAAUGAGGGGUUUCCUUGCACCUGGCAACUCUACUCUAUAGCCCCUUUCACACUGCACGUUGGACCUGUAAAAUUGCUGGAACAUUGCCGGGUCGCAUUCUGUGUGAAAGCAAACACGUCCCGGGAUUGAUUCUGGCAUUGAACCCGGGUCGGGGACCUAGUAACAUUGCCGGGUUCAACCCGGGACGAGCGCUGUGUGAACAAAAGCCAGAACUAAUGACGUAAAGGGUGUUUUGUAGUGAUGAUGCACGUUAUCGCGCAACUCUUUUUUGAAGAAUUUGAAGGCAGAUCAAUGUUCGCGACUAAAAAAAUAUGUGCAAACUGUAAUGAAGCAGAGAUCAGUUAGCUCCUCACUUUCCGCGCUGACGCCGAGAUCGUUCGCCAGCUUCAGUGAAAGUUAAUGUGCCUAGCGUUUUCGACUCGUACAUUACACUUCACGCCUUGAUGUCACGUGUUUUCACGGGACCUUUACGGGCUGUGUGUGAACGCACGCACAUAUUCGGGGAAAUCACUGGCAGUGUGAAAGGGGCAAAAUCUAGCAACAUGGGAACAAUUGCUGGGACACAUUACCCGUAUAUCUUCCGGAAUCGCAGUGUGAAAGGGGCAUAUGAUGUCAUUACUAUUAACCAAUUUAACCACUAAAGAAGAAGAAGAAGAAAAUGAUCAUGACAACUGUGGGUUUUUUUAAUUGUAUUUUUUAUUUUUUUGCACUGUGCAUUCCAUAAUGUGAACCAUGAAAUUUUCCAAACCUCUGGGAAUAGAAAGAUGUAAUUCUGUAUUUAGUUUUACUCUAAACAUUCGUUUAUUUUUUUUUAAAAAGUGAAGCAAAAAACAAUUGCAUUCUUGUCAAGUUCAGUUACAUUCUACCUGCAUUCCCAGCAUGAAGGCUGUAAACUUGAACACCUUCGAGAUACUUAUUUGUACUGUUUUUGUGUAUUUGAUUUAAUGCCUCAUGUUUCUGAAGGCCAGGGGGACAGACCAGCUAUUAGCAAGUUUAUUGCACACACCCACACCCAAAAAACGCAUAUACGCCCAUCUUUCUGAGCACAUGUUGCAUCAAUAUGACCACUGUACAUUUAAUAUUGUGGACACAGGAACUGCUUAGGCUUUCCCUAGACUAAUUCUAACACAAAGUUGCUCAGUCUCUUUUUAGACCAAACUAAUUUGAAUAUGAUCUUUAUAUGUGUGUGCAUGUGUAUCUAUCAAUCAUAUCCAUUGUCUGUUCUGUACUCACAAUUAUUUGACCACAAGCAAAUACGACAUUUGAAUGGGCUCUCAAAGCCACUUUAAAGACAGUGUGUAAAAUUAUUUUGUAACACAAUGUUCUGUAUUUUUCACUGAUCUUUGUUGUUUUGGACGAGGGAAAUGACCAGCCUGUUAACCUGUGGAGAAGACACGUCUAAAGUUGGUGCACAUUUAAUGAUUUCUUUCACUGCUGUGCACUUACUGAAGGUUUUUAUUAUUAUUAUUAUUAUUUUUACGAGGGAUGCAUUGUUUUUGGAUGGCGUUCUGUUUUCCACAGCCUGCACAUAGAUGUCUAAUUCACACCAGUUGUGUGGAUGAAGUUUAUAGUGAUAUUAAAUAUGUCUCUCAGCCGCUGGGAUUCACAAUUACGCCAUCUUCAAUGAACCCUAAUGAAUGUCACACCAACCUUAAACCAAAACAGACUGACCUCUUUAAAUACUGUGCCACUCCACCAGCACAUUCGGUUUCAAAACCCAUAUCACUUCUUUCACGUUUCGAAACAAAAAUGUAGUUGCGUAAUCCUGAUGGGCCAAACCUCUGAAAAUAAUGCGCUGGAAAUUGUCAUCCACAUGCUGUAUCAGUAUCUCAAAGUUAACGCGUGCUGUCUUCGUGGUUCGGGAUGUUACAUUCCACUAGCAGCACAGUUCAUGGUGCUUGUUUGACUUUUGCGUUGUGCUUUUGGGUUCAUGAAUGCCCCGACGGCUCGCUUUCAAGUUUUGGAUUUUUAAAACAAUGACCGAAUCCCAUCUUUUUGAGUCGGUCUUUUACCACUGUGUUAACAAUCAAAUACAGUGUUAACGUGUUUUCCUGCGUCCACUACAAGAAACAGUCGUGACAUAACAAAUUGCUGUUAUAACGAACAUGUAGAAUUAAAAACAAGGCAUUCCUUGUGAGAUUUCUGUAAUGCUGCGCAAACAAGUUCCCAGCACCUGCCCGAGUCUUUAAUUCAUCCAUUUCUUGCCUUUUACCAAACCACUGUGGCUAGUUUAAUGUUUGUAUGAUUCCAUGUAAAUAGCGACCAUCCAUUUAUUGAUGUUUUGAGAGGUUUUCAUGAAGACCCUGGGUAGCCUUUACCCAUCAGACCCCCUUGAAGACUGUUGUAAAAUAGAGCAGAUGCAGACGUUCACUAAUUAAUGAAGUCAUAGCUAAUCGCUCAGAACUAGCGGCGAUCUUGCUGGAUAUUUAUAGUACUUCAAACAGUGCACUUCCAUUUUUCCAUCAACAAAACAGGCCUGUGCAUCUUUGAAAUCGACUUAGUGACAAAUCGACAGCAUUUAGAGACAGUUUCAUUGGGACCGUGACCACAAACAGAUCUUGACAUUCCGUUGCAGUUUGGACACUGAUAUACGUCUUACAUACAGUUCUAUUUUAGUGGUGUAUUUUUACAAUAGCUUUGUGCAUUUGUACUGUUUUGAUAUACCUCUUGUAUUCUCUCAUCUCUCCGAACCCUUUAUGAAGUAAUACGGAGAGCGUGUGGUGUCGUCACCGCUCAUGUAAAAGCAAACCAGCACCGUCUUAAUUCCUCUGUCAUUUAUUCCCUUUCACCUUCUUGUAUGGACAUUGUAAAUAGUUUCCUACAGCCAAAAGACUUCACCCAUGUGCCUUGAAGUACCCCCACUAACUGGAUCUAUUUAACACAGAAUAACAGAAAUGAUGUUUCCGAAUCUUCAUGUACUUAAUGAUUCCCUUGUUUAUUCCCCAUUUCUUUAUUUCUCUGUGUAUAGAAAAGAAUGUCUAUUUUGUACUGUUUCUAUCUUCCUAAUUAAAAAGAAAAGCAUUUUUUGUUUGCCUAAA
This is a messenger RNA of Carassius carassius (crucian carp), 6745 nucleotides long. RefSeq names its product histone deacetylase 7-like. NCBI's taxonomy places the organism in Eukaryota, Metazoa, Chordata, Actinopteri, Cypriniformes, Cyprinidae. The transcript has 27 exons. Gene Ontology annotation, molecular function: histone deacetylase activity. Gene Ontology annotation, cellular component: histone deacetylase complex. Gene Ontology annotation, biological process: negative regulation of transcription by RNA polymerase II; chromatin organization. The record is from RefSeq and is a predicted model, not a curated record. Bases 366 to 3224 code for a protein of 952 amino acids.